Chinchilla lanigera (long-tailed chinchilla) is the source of this 778-nucleotide messenger RNA. RefSeq names its product HRAS-like suppressor 3. Gene Ontology annotation, biological process: N-acylphosphatidylethanolamine metabolic process. Gene Ontology annotation, cellular component: cytoplasm. The record is from RefSeq and is a predicted model, not a curated record. The coding region runs from base 166 to 660 and encodes 164 amino acids. Gene Ontology annotation, molecular function: A2-type glycerophospholipase activity; glycerophospholipid phospholipase A1 activity. Lineage: Eukaryota; Metazoa; Chordata; Mammalia; Rodentia; Chinchillidae. The transcript has 6 exons.
AGGCUGCCUCUCUGGGAAACCGGCCCCAGACGCACCGCUGGUGUUUCUGGUGAGCCGUUCGUGCUCCCCUGCAGCGGAUCGGUCUACUCAAGGCCAAGGGGAGGGCAUUUCCGCCACUGAUAGAGCGAAGUCAUUCUGACCGCGAGGGUCACAUCGAGAGAGGAGAUGCCUGCUCCCACUCCAGAGCCCAAGCCUGGAGACCUGAUUGAGAUUUUCCGCCCUUUCUACAGACACUGGGCCAUCUAUGUUGGCAACGGAUAUGUGGUCCACCUGGCUCCCCCAAAUUCUGGUGAAGUCGCGGGAGCUGGUAUGGGCAGCAUCAUGUCCACCCUGACUGACAAGGCUGUCGUGAGGAAGGAGCUGCUGUAUGAUGUGGCCGGGAGUGACAAGUACCAGGUCAACAACAAACAUGAUAACAAGUACUCACCACUGCCUCCCAGCAAAAUUGUCCAGCGGGCAGAGGAACUGGUGGGGCAGGAGGUGCUCUACAAGCUGACCAGCGAGAACUGCGAGCACUUUGUGAAUGAGUUGCGCUACGGAGUUGCCCGCAGUGACCAGGUCAGAGAUGUCGUCAUGGCAGCAGGCAUCGCAGGAGUGGGCUUGGCAGCCAUGGGUCUCAUUGGAGUCAUGUUCUCAAGAAACAAGAAACAAAAGCAAUAAGCUGAAAGGACUGUUCUGUCAGGAAUGACUAUACAUUAAGAAGCAGUCUUGUUUUGCUAGAGUUUGGGAUUUGGUUUAUGGAUUUCAUCCUGUUUGAUAAUAAGGUUUAUUUUCAUGA